Cervus elaphus (red deer) is the source of this 685-nucleotide messenger RNA. RefSeq names its product EKC/KEOPS complex subunit LAGE3-like. The transcript is spliced from 3 exons. Gene Ontology annotation, cellular component: EKC/KEOPS complex. Bases 57 to 509 code for a protein of 150 amino acids. The record is from RefSeq and is a predicted model, not a curated record. Lineage: Eukaryota; Metazoa; Chordata; Mammalia; Artiodactyla; Cervidae.
GAGGGGCCCAAUCUCUCCGCCCCUUAUUUUCCGUCUGAGGGAGACGCGCGGCAGCCAUGCAGGCGUCGGGUGGUGGCGCAGGUGGUGCAGAGGGCCGAGAUGACCAGCAUAGCUCCAGAACACCUGCUUCCCAGAGUGGUUCAGGCAGGGCUGAAGGUGAGGAUGGUCACCGGGCCCCAGAAGGCCGGGGUGGGCCUGGCAGAGGAAGAGCGGCGAUGGAAGCUGCUGUAGCUCGUCCCCGGGGUGAGCGGGCACCAGGUGGCCUAGGACCUGCUGGAGAUGUAGCGCCCUUGGCUGUAAGGCCUAGACGUGGACAGGUGGUGCUCACACUCAGAGUGCCUUUCCAGUCGCCCCUGGAGGCAGACAUGGCUCGCAGAUCUCUGCUCCCAGAUGCCCAACGCCACCAAGGAUUGAUUCGGAAGGAAUUUGCAGUGAAUGGCAGUGACCUGCUUGUGUCAGUUCCAGACGAGUUUGCCUUGGGGAGUUGGGGGUGGCAGAUGGACUGCUGAAGACCUUGCUUUCAUCCGACUUUCCAUGAACCCAUUCCUCGAUCAGCUUUCCCUGGUGAUUCGGAACAUUCGGAGCCUUGGGCUCCCACCUCGCCGAAGCCUAAGCUGAGGAGAGGGGCUGAGGCCUAACCUUGUGUCCCCUACUCAGCGGGCAUAGGGAAUUCAACCUAAGAGUC